UUCAGAUUACAAGGGAGUUUGCCUCAAUGAAGCUGCACGUGCUGCUCGCUGCUGUGUGUCUCGGUGUCUUCGUCUCGCUUUCUGGAUCGGCUCCGGGACACACGAACACGCAGCUGCCGGUUCUGAUGCGCUUAGGAGAGGAGUACUUCAUCAGGCUGGACAACGCCGACCGGAGAUCGCCGUCACGCUCUGAGGCGCUUCAGCUGCAGCUCACGCAGCUCGGUCGUGUCGGUAACGGGAUCAUGAACAGCCUCGAGGAGCGGGAGCGCCGGUCGGAGGAUCCGCCAAUUUCGCUGGAUCUGACUUUUCACCUGUUGCGCGAGGUGCUGCAGAUGGCGCGAGCCGAACAACUGGCCCAGCGCGCGAGCAACAACCGCAAGAUUAUGGACGAUUUAGGAAAAUAAUACAUGCUUUACAUGAUAUGUA
Sinocyclocheilus grahami is the source of this 426-nucleotide messenger RNA. RefSeq names its product corticoliberin-like. The transcript has a single exon. Gene Ontology annotation, molecular function: hormone activity. The coding region runs from base 27 to 404 and encodes 125 amino acids. Gene Ontology annotation, cellular component: extracellular region. Lineage: Eukaryota; Metazoa; Chordata; Actinopteri; Cypriniformes; Cyprinidae. The record is from RefSeq and is a predicted model, not a curated record.